AUGCUACUGACUGCGUCAAAGUUAUAUGUCAGACAUCCUGAACUUGCUGCUGCUAAGGCAAAUCGUGAAUAUGUUUUUAAACAAGUUUGUAAAGCUGUCGAUACAAUCAGUGAUGUAGCUCAGGGUAAAGGUCCAUCGAUCACUACCAAUCCUUACACGAAGCUUGAAGCUGAUCUGGAUGAUUUUGAUGAGCGUAUGGUAAUGGAACCUUUGGCUUAUUCUGAGGUAGCUACAAGACCAUCUCUUGAAGAAAUGUUAGGAAGCAUUAUAAGUGGUGCAGCGCUUAUGGCCGACUCUUCUUGCACAAGAGACGAGAGAAGGGUCCAAGAUCUUCUGUCGGAAUAUGUGGCUAAUAUGAGUAUUAAAGAACAAAGCGAAGGUUUGGAGAGAGCCAUUGGUCAUAUGUGUCGCAAGACGAGAUAUUUAAGAAGAGAGUUGAGGAAGGCAGUUGUCGACCAUGUUUCUGAUAGCUUUGUUGAAACCAGUGUCCCUUUACUGGUUUUAAUUGAAACUGCAAGAGCGGGUAAUGAGAAAGAUAUCGAAGAAUACGCAUUGGUUUUUCAGGAGCAUGCCAAUAAACUUGCUGAGGUUGCUAAUUUAGCAUGCUCUAUGUCUGGAAACUAG
Molecule: messenger RNA, 624 nt
Organism: Nezara viridula (southern green stink bug)
Lineage: Eukaryota; Metazoa; Arthropoda; Insecta; Hemiptera; Pentatomidae
Source: the annotation of a GenBank genome assembly